This is a messenger RNA of Cucurbita maxima (winter squash), 881 nucleotides long. Its product is annotated as MADS-box protein JOINTLESS-like. Gene Ontology annotation, biological process: positive regulation of transcription by RNA polymerase II. The transcript has 9 exons. The record is from RefSeq and is a predicted model, not a curated record. Gene Ontology annotation, cellular component: nucleus. Gene Ontology annotation, molecular function: DNA-binding transcription factor activity, RNA polymerase II-specific; RNA polymerase II cis-regulatory region sequence-specific DNA binding; protein dimerization activity. Lineage: Eukaryota; Viridiplantae; Streptophyta; Magnoliopsida; Cucurbitales; Cucurbitaceae. The coding region runs from base 110 to 778 and encodes 222 amino acids.
UCUAAUCUUCAUCUAUCCCCGGUCGUGUUUUUUUGCUCCGACACCGUUCUUGUAGUGUUCGAAUCAAAGGUUUUUUUGCAAUUUUUACAAUUUUGCCACUGGAGAUUCAAUGGCGAGGGAAAAGAUCAACAACUUAACGGCGAGGCAAGUGACGUUCUCGAAGCGACGGCGAGGGCUUUUCAAGAAGGCGGAGGAGUUGUCGGUGCUCUGCGACGCCGAGGUCGCGCUGCUCGUCUUCUCCGCUACCGGAAAGCUCUUCGACUUUUCCAGUUCCAGCGUUAAUGAUGUUAUUGCAAGAUACAAUUUGCACUCCAGUAACCUUGGAGAGUUGGAAGAUCCAUCCCUUGACCUACAGCUCGAGAAUAGCAGCCACGCUCGGUUGACCAAGGAAGUUGCAGAUAUGAGCCAUCAACUGAGGCAGAUGAGAGGAGAGGAUCUUCAAGGAUUGAAUUUAGAAGAUUUGAAGCAAUUGGAAGGAGUGCUUGAAAUAGGCUUAGCACGUGUUCUUCAAACCAAGGAAAGGAAGAUUAUGAAUGAAAUUAAUGCGCUUGAGCUUAAGGGAGCCAGAUUGAUGGAAGAGAACAGGACGCUGAAUCGGCAGAUGAUAAGGUUGUCGAAUCAAAGAAGGCCACUGCUGGUAGUUUCCGACGUUCCGGUGCCGGAAGACGGGGUUUCGUCGGACUCCGCCGCCAACAUGUACAGCUGCAACAGCGGCCCUCCCGCCGACGACGACAGCUCCGAUACCUCUCUCAAAUUAGGGCUUGCAUGCCCAAAUUGAGGUCAAAACUAGCGAAGAUGAGAAAAGGCAGAGAAUCAUUAAAAUUAAUGGUUGGAAUUUAAAACUUUAUUAAUAUAAAUGGCGAAUUUUAAUAUUUAGUUAU